AUGAUGUUGCAUUUGGAAGAUUCACAAUCAACUAAGAGUUCGUGUGAGAAGGUGAGAAACACAAUAGAUGCUUUCUGUAAAAUUUCGGGAGAGGCAAUAAAUAUUGACAAAUCCUGUGUCAUCUUCAGCCCGAAUACUCCUGAGUCUGUGAAGCAUGAACUCAAACAAGUACUUGGUACUCCUUGUUCGGAAAAAUUGGGGAAAUAUCUUGGAUGUGAUGUGGAAAUUGAUGGACGAUCAUCUAAAGAUUUUCAGCCCCUAGUUGACAAAAUUCACAAGAAAACUCUAUCAUGGAAGCAUUUAAGUUUAUCUCAAGCAGUAAGGUUGGUCCUUAUCAAUGCUAUUCUAGCAGCCCUUUCUUCAAAUGUGUUGGCUGUGUUUAAGGUUCCAAAAAAGAUUACUGUUCAGAUAAAUGCAGCACUAAUGAGGUACUGGUGGAUGGGGUCUGCUAAUAAUAGAGGUAUACGUUGGACUAAGCGUACUAUUUUGGAACUACCUAAGGGAUUGGGAGGUGUAGGACUGCGCAAUGUUGAAACAUAUAACAAAGCUUCUCUAGCUAAGCAAGCUUUCAGAAUUCAAAAUACCCCAUCACUUUUAAUUUCAAGAGUUAUGAAAGCUGCAUACAAGAAUUCCCCUGUUGAAGCCAUUUUAAAUAAAGACAUUCAUUGCAGAGCAUCCUGGGGAUUUAGAGGUUUAUGUAAGAGUGUUCAAGAAAUAAGUACAAGUGUUGGAAGGGUCAUCCACAGAGGGGAUAUAGAUAUAAGACAGGAUAUAUGGCUUCCUUCAAAAAAAGUGUCUUUCAAGAAUAGAGAAGUUGAGAGAGGAAGUGGUGUUGUAAAGGUGAAAGAUCUUUUUCAUCCUCAAGAAAAGAAGUGGAACUCCCAGUUAAUAUGGGCAACUUUUUCUCCCAACACGGCUAGAGAGAUUUUGAGUAUGCAUAUUUCUCAGGAAGAUAAAGAUGAUCAAGUUUGUUGGAUAGACAACAAAAUGGGGCAACCUACUGUCAAAUCCAUAUACAACCAAUUGAUUUUAGAGAAGUGUCCAAGGCAAAUUUCUAUCAGUGAAAGUAAAUUCUGGAAAAGGUUAUGGAAAAGUGACAUGAUGCCAAAAUGGAAAAUUUUUAUUUGGAAGAUAAUGAUUAGAGCCGUAGCAAUCAAAAGCAAUUUGCAAAAAAGAGGUAUGAGGGUGGAUGGAAGAGAUUGCUCUAUGUCAAACCAUAUAUGGAAAGCCUCCUCCUUGGGGAUAAAUGCUGGUGUAAAUCAGCAUAUUGAUAUCAGAGAAUGGAUUAAGAAUUUUAUGUGUCUGUUUUGGAAUGAAGAUGGGAGUCACAGCUCAAGAGUUUUAAUGUUUGUGGCAACCUUAUGGUCGAUUUGGUUGCAUAGGAAUGAAUUUUUUUUUAGAAACACUGAACCAAAUCCUAGCAACAUCUUGCAGCUCGUGGAAAAGCAUGUAAAGAAAGCAAUGGAGGUUGUUAAGAAGAAUCGAAGACCAGAAUGCAAACAUCAAUAUCAAACAAUAAGGGAAAAAGUGGUUGAGAUUAAAGGCUGUCAUGAUCGGGGUACUACUAGCCUCAUUAUUGUUGGAUCAUGGAAGAAAAAUAGGAAGAAGGAUUAUGGUGAUGCAGCAAUUGGGUGGAAGAUUAUGGACAACAAUAGCUUGGUUGCACAAGAUGGACAAAAGGUGAAAGCUCUAGACCCUUGUCAAGCUGAAAUGAAGGCCAUUUUAUUUGCGAUGCAGAGAGUGGAUCAGCUGCAUAUAGGAAGCAUAAGGAUCUUAACAAACUCAAGAUUCAUUAUUAACACUUUUAAAAGUUACCCAGCUUGCAGAAUGGAUCUAGUAACGAUAUGUGGAGACAUUAUAAGGGUAGCAAAUGCUUUAGAUAACUGCAGUAUAGAAUAUUGUAAUAAGGAUAAAAUUAGGAAUGUUAAAAACAUAGCUGUAGGUGCUAGAAAGGAUAGGUAG
This is a messenger RNA of Spinacia oleracea (spinach), 1962 nucleotides long. RefSeq lists its product as uncharacterized. The coding region runs from base 1 to 1962 and encodes 653 amino acids. The record is from RefSeq and is a predicted model, not a curated record. The transcript has 3 exons. Gene Ontology annotation, molecular function: nucleic acid binding; RNA-DNA hybrid ribonuclease activity. Lineage: Eukaryota; Viridiplantae; Streptophyta; Magnoliopsida; Caryophyllales; Amaranthaceae.